CCCAAGUGGUUUGUAUGGCCAAAAUGAUCACACCAUAUCCAUAUUUAUGCUCUUCUUGAAAUGAUACACAAUUAAGCUGCUUCACCUACACUACAUGCAUGGCUUCAUUGCCCAUUAAACCCACCUUAAACCCUCACAGCCUUACACUAAAACCCAAAUCAUUAGUGAAAUUCCCAGAGAAUCAUUUCAUAACAAACCAAGGAGAUGGCAGAAAGGAAAAACUUGUCAUCAAUAAAUCUUACUACUUCAAAGUUCUUGGGUCUUUAUGUAAAGAAGGUAAACUUCAAGAAGCUUUGGACUUUCUCAAGGAAAUGGAGUACCAAAAUCUGUAUGUUGGACCUGAGUUCUAUGGUGAACUCCUCCAAGGCUGUGUCUAUGAGAGAGACCUUCAAUUGGGAAAGCAAAUUCAUGCAAAGAUUACAAAAUGUGGUGAUUUCUUUGCCAAGAAUGAGUACAUUGAGACAAAGCUUGUGAUUUUUUAUGCAAAAUGUGAUGUUUUAUGUGUUUCCAACCAUUUGUUUUGCAGACUGAGAAAACAGAAUGUUUUUUCUUGGGCUGCUAUUAUUGGACUACAUUGCAGGAUGAAUAUGUCUAAACAAGCUUUGUGGAAAUUCAUUGAAAUGCUAGAAAAUGGGAUAUUAGGCGACAAUUUUGUUCUCCCAAAUGUAUUGAAAGCUUGUGGUGCUCUAAAUUUUGUUGAACUUGGGAAAUGUGUUCAUGGGCAUGUCUUGAAAUUAGGUUUUGAAGGUUGUGUAUUUGUGGCUAGUAGUCUUAUUGAUAUGUAUGGAAAAUGUGGGGUUUUGGAUGAUGCUAGAAAGGUUUUUGACUGUAUGGUUGAAAGAAAUGUAGUCGCGUGGAACUCAAUAAUUGUGAGUUAUAUGCAAAAUGGAUUCAAUGAGGAAGCUAUUGGAGUCUUCUAUAAUAUGAGGACUGAAGCAAUUGAACCAACUCGUGUAACUCUGUCGAGUUUUCUCUCAGCUUCAGCCAAUUUAUGUGCUCUACAAGAAGGUAAGCAAGGUCAUGCUAUAUUUAUUUUGAGUGGAUUAGAUUUGGAUAACAUCUUAGGGAGCUCACUUAUAAACUUUUAUGCUAAAGUUGGUUUGGUUAGUGAUGCUGAGGUAAUAUUUGAUCGGCUGAUUGAGAAAGAUGUGGUAACAUGGAACUUGUUAAUGUCUUGUUAUGUACAAUCUGGUCAGAUUGACAAGGCUCUCAACUUGUCUCGUUUGAUGAGAUCAAAAGGUUUUAGGUUUGACUCCGUGACACUAUCAUCAAUAUUAUCUGCUUCAGCAGAUUUAAGGGAUUUGAAACUUGGCAGAGAAGCGCAUUGUUUUUGUAUCAGAAACAAUUUUGAGAAUGACAUAGUUGUAGCAAGUGGUAUUAUAAAUAUGUAUGCCAAAUGUGAGAGAAUCCCAGAUGCAAAACGGGUUUUUGACUACACAAUGGAGAAAGAUCUGGUCUUGUGGAAUACAUUAUUGGCUGCUUAUGCAGAAGUGGGUUUGAGCGGUGAGUCAUUAAGAUUAUUUUACCAGAUGCAGCUGUUUGGUUUACCACAAAAUACGAGAUCUUGGAAUUCUGUAAUUCUUGGAUUCUUAAGAAAUGGACAGGUAAAUGAGGCCAUAGAUAUUUUUACGCAAAUGAAAACUGUUGGUUUGGACCCUAACACGGUAACUUAUACUACUCUUAUCAGUGGUCUAUCUCAAAAUGGUUACAGCAGUGAGGCACUUACAUAUUUUAAACAACUGCUUCAAGCAGGGUAUGGACCAAAUAGUGCAAGUAUUGUUGCUGCCCUCUCAGCGUCUACAAAUAUAGCAUCACUGCACGAUGGAAGAGCCAUUCAUGGAUACAUUUUAAGGCAAAAGAUUCCAUUAUCUCUUCCUGUGGCAACUUCAUUAGUUGAUAUGUAUGCUAAAUGUGGAAGUCUAAAUUGUGCAAAAUGCAUUUUUGAUUUGAUUCCGGAAAAGGAGUUGGCCUUGUAUAAUGCUAUGAUAUCUGGUUAUGCUUUACAUGGCUGUGUUGUAGAAGCACUUGCAUUGUUCCAACGUCUGCGCGAGGGAGGCGUGGAACCAGACAGCAUUACCUUCACCAAUGUGCUGUCCUCUUGUUGUCAUGCUGGACUGGUAAAAGAAGGCUUAGAUGUUCUUUAUGACAUGCUCUCUGUGUAUCAUGUGAAGCCAAGUGUGGAACAUUAUGGUUGUAUGAUCACUCUUCUCUCUAGGUGCGGUGAUCUUGAUGAAACUAUGCAGCUCAUUCAGAGUAUGCCUUUCGAACCUGAUGCAAAUGUUUUGGAAUCACUGCUUGUGGCUUGUAAAGAACUCAGAGAGACAGAACUCGAGGAACAUAUAGCUAAUUGCUUAAUUAAGAUGGAACCAGAUAAUCCAGGACACUAUGUGUCACUUUCAAAUGCAUAUGCAACAACUGGGAGAUGGAAUGAAGUCUCAAAACUGAGGGAUUUGAUGAAGAAAAAAGGUCUUAGGAAGAGACCUGGAUGCAGUUGGAUUCAGGUUGGAACCGAAUUCCAUAUGUUUGUUUCAGGAGACAGGUGGCAUCCACGCACAAAGGAAAUAAGUACAAUAUUGGCUUUGCUAGAUGGGGAAAUGCAGCUUUACUAGAUUCUAUUUCAACAACUGAGAAUAUCAAGUGAUCAUUCCUUGGGCACAUUGUCAUCUUUCAUGUUAAUGAGAUGAUAUCAAGAUGGCAAUCUUUAGAGAUUAAAAAUGGAUGGCUUGAAGACCAGAACAGCCCCAACACAAGAGAAUGUAAAGCAUGUCAUCACUUGUGAAAAAAUAUACGGAGUAUCUGUAUUUGUCUUCAGGAGACAACACUGAAGUUUUGAUGCUGGACCAGUUCAUAUAAAUUUCCUGAUUGAUCAGAGAACUAGAUGAGACAACAUUAUGCCUUGUGAGCAAAAUGAUCUCGUGUGUUAACCACUACUUGGAUAUGGGGCACUGUACUUGCAUCAUUUUAUUCACAACAAAGACUGAUGUAUGGAUUUGAUAGAUGACAGAGAUGGUCCUACAUGAGUUGUCUAGCGGAAGUACUUCCAUUCUUCUAGGUUGUGGUACUAAAGACCAAAUUGAAAUUCUUAAAACUAUUGGAGCUGCUGUAAAUAUACGCAUUUGACAUCUUUUUCUAGUAAAUUUCUCUAAACUGAUUAGAA
Molecule: messenger RNA, 3157 nt
Organism: Lycium ferocissimum
Lineage: Eukaryota; Viridiplantae; Streptophyta; Magnoliopsida; Solanales; Solanaceae
Product: pentatricopeptide repeat-containing protein At5g55740, chloroplastic
Exons: 1
Coding region: 99-2609 (836 amino acids)
Biological process (GO): RNA modification
Molecular function (GO): RNA binding; protein binding
Source: RefSeq, a predicted model, not a curated record